AUGAGAUCGCGAAAUACGGAUGCGCCAUCGAGACGCCGUGGAGGUUUAGCGCGGGCUGCAGGGCUCCUCAAGCGUGCGGCGACUAGAAGGGAUAGUUUGGAGAGCAAAACCGUAGCCAGCUUCACGUCAUCCCCACCCCCUUCCGCUCCACAAGAUCGCGUCUCUCGCACCAGUACUGUGGGGAUGUGGGAAGAUGUUGACACGCGGUCUGCAUCGCGGUAUUAUGAAAAGAACCCUCCUUCUCCCAUUAGGCUUAACUCCGCCUUCCAUCGUUCUUAUGGUGGGCAGGUUGGACAGGGGUUCAAAGCAGCACGUGCUCACCCAAUGAGUGCAACAACCUCUAUCGGUCGCUUCGGUUCUAUUCUGUUCAGCGGCGACACAGUGUCUGUGCCCAGGGGGCGAGGCCAUUCUAAGAGUCCUGCGCUUUCUCCGGCUGCUGAUAUAAUUGCUCACAUCGUCACAGAUGACCUGAAGGGUAGUGUAGAGAGGAGCCGGCGUGAAGUAUCAACUGACCCCCCAUGUUGGAGGGUUCAGCACGAUGAGGACAUUGCACGGCAUGAACUCCACAUAGAAGAAAUGGAAGCGUAUUCCGCUCUAAUUCAAAAAAUGAUGACACAUAGAGUGCUUCAGGUUAAAGCUUAUCAGCAGCGGUUAGAUGCAGAAGAAAAGAUGUGGUUAGCACUACAAAAUGUACAUGCUGUAAUCGAGAAGGAGGAGGAGAGACGCAACUUGAUAGUUAGCAAGGAAAGCGUCGAUAGGCGCAACCUCACGAGGAAGGUUGAUGGCGGCGAGUGUAGCGACGAGGAGGAACCAGCGGUGGAAAUAAACCCAGGUGAAUGGAUUAGUUACGCGUAUCCGCUACAAACUGAAAAGCUGCGUAUACAAGAGUCAGCACAACGUCAACGAAUGUAUCUUGAACACGCCAUUGCAAUCCAUAAAUUACAAACAAGGAUGAGAUUGGCACUAAAAAUGUUAAACGCUGCACGAAUAAAGAAAGAGGAAAUAGAUGAGAAAGGACAUCCAACUGAAAAAUAUCCAGUUAGAAAAUCUAACACCAAUGAGAGUCUCCUUCUAUGGAACUCUUGGGACUCCGACUUGGAUGAGGCGAUGGAUCAAGAAAUAUACGAACUCAUAAAUAUUUUAUGGAAAAACGACAAAGUGUCACACUCCACACCAACGACGCUCAACGAAACACAGGACAUGGCUUCAACGCAAUCACCAACUAAACGACACAUAAAGGCAGACGAUGAAGAGCCAGAAAAAAUAAAGACAACAGAACGAGAGGGGAUCAUAAACACACAUGAACAAAGGAAAAACUACAAGCAAAGAAUAAUAUGCAGGGAGGAGCACGAGAGGGAUAAGAUAAUGGAAAACGAGGUAAACGCCAUGUUCAACAUACUACGAAACACAAAUAAAACACAAAAAGAAGAAAUUUACGAAGAUGCAAAUAAAGAAAAAAUACAAAAAAAAAUAGAAGAGAAAAAAAAAGACGAAUAUUCACACGAAAUCAAAGAAAACAAUCAUCAAGGCAUAUCGGAUAAAGACAAUGAAAACAGCACAAAAAAUAACUCAGCGGAAACAAAUAACAAAUCCAACGAAACACGUAUACGCAGUACAUCUACAAAAGUUGAUUGUGCAUUUGAUCUCCAUGAUCAAUUCACUGAUGACAUGCUUGCAAUAUCUAUGGAUAAUGCCACCACAACUGAAACACAGGACCGUGAAGGAUUGCAAGGUGAUGAAUGCCGUGAGCGGUUUGCAUUAUGUGCUUCUGCUAUUGAAGGUGAAGAGGACGCCUCCCGCAAAGAUAUUGUGUGUGCAUAUGAUGAUUGUGCAUUUGAUCUCCAUGAUCAAUUCACUGAUGACAUGCUUGCAAUAUCUAUGGAUAAUGUCACCACGACUGAAACACAGGACCGUGAAGGAUUGCAAGGUGAUGAAUGCCGUGAGCGGUUUGCAUUAUGUGCUUCUGCUAUUGAAGGUGAAGAGGACGCCUCCCGCAAAGAUAUUGUGUGUGCAUAUGAUGAUUGUGCAUUUGAUCUCCAUGAUCAAUUCACUGAUGACAUGCUUGCAAUAUCUAUGGAUAAUGUCACCGCAACUGAAACACAGGACCGUGAAGGAUUGCAAGGUGAUGAAUGCCGUGAGCGGUUUGCAUUAUGUGCUUCUGCUAUUGAAGGUGAAGAGGACGCCUCCCGCAAAGAUAUUGUCUGUGCAUAUGAUGAUUGUGCAUUUGAUCUCCAUGAUCAAUUCACUGAUGACAUGCUUGCGAUAUCUAUGGAUAAUGUCACCACAACUGAAACACAGGACCGUGAAGGAUUGCAAGGUGAUGAAUGCCGUGAGCGGUUUGCAUUAUGUGCUUCUGCUAUUGAAGGUGAAGAGGACGCCUCCCGCAAAGAUAUUGUGUGUGCAUAUGAUGAUUGUGCAUUUGAUCUCCAUGAUCAAUUUACUGAUGACAUGCUUGCAAUAUCUAUGGAUAAUGUCACCACAACUGAAACACAGGACCGUGAAGGAUUGCAAGGUGAUGAAUGCCGUGAGCGGUUUGCAUUAUGUGCUUCUGCUAUUGAAGGUGAAGAGGACGCCUCCCGCAAAGAUAUUGUGUGUGCAUAUGAUGAUUGUGCAUUUGAUCUCCAUGAUCAAUUCACUGAUGACAUGCUUGCGAUAUCUAUGGAUAAUGCCACCACAACUGAAACACAGGACCCUAAAGGGUUGUAUUUUUUUGCUGAAACGUUGAUAACUUUUAGUGCUGGUGAAAGUACGGAAUCUACCUUCGGUGAUAAAGCUGGUGAUGUGCCAUAUUCUGGAUUUGAUAGUGAGAGGAGGGGACUUGCACUUGGUGCCUUCAAUACAUAUGGUGCUGGAACUUCUUUGCAAAAUGACGGCUUACGCGCAGGAGAAGGAGUUGACUCGUUGCGACCUUUUAGUGCUGGUGAAACUGCAGAAUCUACCUUCGGUGAUAAAGCUGGUGAUGUGCUAUAUUCUGGAUUUGAUAGUGACAGGAGGGGACUUGCACUUGGUGCCUUCAAUACAUAUGGUGCUGGAACUUCUUUGCAAAAUGACGGCUUACGCGCAGGAGAAGGAGUUGACGCUUCUGGUUCUUUUUCCUGUAGUCUUAUGGACGUGGAGGAGGAUGAGCGGAUUCUUUUAUUGCAGGAGGAGGAUAGGCGGUUCAAACGGUUGCUGAAGCGUUUUGUUUCCCGUCCGGUAAAUGAUUUAGAAAAACGUCGUGGUACUCCGAAUAUGCGGGUUGAUGUUGCUUCAUUUACGUGUGGUUGUGUGUUGGAGAGAUGGGUUAUCCGUAACCGCUGA
Messenger RNA from Trypanosoma brucei brucei TREU927, 3300 nucleotides. RefSeq lists its product as hypothetical. Lineage: Eukaryota; Euglenozoa; Kinetoplastea; Trypanosomatida; Trypanosomatidae. The record is from RefSeq and is a predicted model, not a curated record. Bases 1 to 3300 code for a protein of 1099 amino acids. The transcript has a single exon.